Molecule: messenger RNA, 1716 nt
Organism: Rhopilema esculentum
Lineage: Eukaryota; Metazoa; Cnidaria; Scyphozoa; Rhizostomeae; Rhizostomatidae
Product: purine nucleoside phosphorylase
Biological process (GO): nucleoside metabolic process
Cellular component (GO): cytoplasm
Molecular function (GO): purine-nucleoside phosphorylase activity
Source: RefSeq, a predicted model, not a curated record
CCCUGGAAACUACACACGAGGCCGGGAGAGGCAUGGCCUGAGUUUGGCGGGAAGUGUGUGUGGUAGAUCUGACAACCGCUGUUGACUAGCCAGGCUACUGUUGACUGAAUUAAGAAGACGUCAUUACAUAUCUACAAGAUGAUUUCGCAUAAGAGCUUUUCAUAUGAGGAGGUGAAAGAAAUCAGUGACCAUUUGCUCUCAAAAACAAAACAGAGACCAACUAUUGGGAUUGUUUGUGGAUCUGGUCUUGGGGGAUUGGCUGAUGACAUAGAAAGCAAAGAAAUCUUCCCAUAUGACGACAUCCCAGGUUUCCCUCUUAGUACAGUUAAAGGGCACCAUGGAAAAUUGAUUUUUGGUGUGUUGGAAGGAAAGCCAAUUGUCUGUAUGCAAGGGAGGUUUCAUGUCUAUGAAGGACACUCUAUUUACAAAACAGCGUUGCCGAUCAGGGUGAUGGUAAAUCUUGGAAUCAAAUAUUUGUUCGUCACUAAUGCCGCUGGUGGAAUCAACAAAUCGUUCAAGGUUGGUGAUUUGAUGGUGAUUCAAGAUCAUAUUGGACUGCCGUUGUUGAAUUGUGUUAACCCACUGGUUGGACUUAAUGACGAAAGGGUCGGACCAAGGUUUCCUUCAUUUACUGAGCCAUACAGCAAAGUAUUGAUUAAAACGAUCCAUGAAACUGCUAAGGAGUUAGGCCUAUCAGAGUUCAUGAGGACCGGUAUUUACUUUAUGCAAAGUGGACCUUGCUUUGAGACGCCAGCUGAAGUACGAUUUCUACACGCGGUUGGCGCUGAUGCGGUUGGCAUGAGCACGGUCCCAGAGGUUGUUGUUGCAAUUCACGCCGGUGUCAAAGUUGCUGGAAUAUCUCUGAUUACCAACCAGGCAAUUCACGACUACGAGGAUCGUCCGCCACCCAAUCACGAGGAAGUAAUGGCUGUUGGUAAACAAAGGUCAAGCGAUAUAAUCAGAAUCUUACGCAGAGUCCUUUCAAAAAUUGAUUAAUUCUGUUUUUGGGCAAUUAGACUUUGAAAUCAUUAUCAUUAUAUUUAGUCUCAGAAUAUUUUAAGAACGCAUUAUUUUAAACACAGAAUAAGGAGCCCCUGUUUAUUCUCGAUAUGUUUUGCAAAGCAUUUAUUUACAAACAGUUAAUAAAAUCUUAUUCCCUUUUAGAAUCAAGUUGUACUGGUAAACUAAUUUGUUCCCAACACCAUCCACGCUCUUUCUACUUAUCAUUUUAUUUUAUCAUCCGUGAAAUGGCUUUGUGAUAACGGAUAUUGAAAACCAAUAAGAAACUUUUAUAUUUAUCCCUUCCUGAUUUCACAAAAGUUCUAUCUGCCAUGAUUUAGUGAAGGUUAAUCGAGGAGCCUAUAUGUUCAAAGUGAAGUUAAAGAUUAAAGCAAAUCUUUCUGAAUCUAAAAACAUUGAAAAUCAUUUGAAGGUACAGAACACCAAUUCAAUUUUUGCUUCAUCUAUUUUACAACCCUCUUUACAUCAGGCCAUCUUAGAUUCCCGCCUCUUCUAUCGGUUGGUUGUUGUUUGUCUCUGCAAAGAGUUUUCGUGUAAAAGUAUUUAUUUAAAUACCAGUACGUAUUAUAAUGGUAGUGUCACCCUAUUUAUUCCGAAACAAUGUGAUUUGGUGUAUGAUUCAACUUAUAAUUUUAAUUUACCCAUUUAUUGUGUAUUCCUUAGUUUUUGUUCAAAUAUUUAAAUGGAGUCGUGAAA